ACUCGCAGCAACGCGCACAGUACAGAGGCACGGAGGCCGCCACAACAACCAAGCACACACUAGGCUUCUUAGUAACUGAUCGCAUACUCAAGUCGACUGACUCUUUGCAGAAGAGGCCACUAUGAACAAAUACGCUUUGCUGGUCGUGUGCCUAUUGGCCAUUCUCGGCGCCAUCCUCUUGGAGGUGCGAGCCAGCCCCAGUCCACAAAAAUUGAGCGCCAGUCAGCUGGACAGUGUCUCUGCACAGUUCCUGCCUCCAGAAUUUCGCAAUACGAACGUAAGCAUGGAUGAUAUUAAGCGUGUGUAUCGCGAGAAAUGCAAGAAGGUGGUGGGCGUGGAUAACACAACGCUGUAUCAGAAUAUUGAGAAUGCCGCUACCAAGCUGGGUUCCUGUCUCAGCGGCCUGGCCAAUCUGACCGAAUUGCAGGCUGAAAUGGAUGCAGCUCGGCCCAUCGGUGAUCUGGACACAGUGUUCAACAAGUACUGUAAGCGUGCACCGGAAGCGGAAGACUGCGUGCGUGCCUUUAAUGAGAAAGUGAGACCUUGCCUGACUACCGAGGAGCUGCGUCAGCAGGCAACAAUGAUGCGACUUGGUGCCUCACUGUUGGCAUUCGCUUGCUCCCGCGGCGGUGAUCAGAUCGCACUCUUUGUGGCCGAACAGGGGCCCGAGUGCCUCGAGGCAAACAAGGAGAGCAUAAGCAACUGCUUCAACAGAUCAUUCAAUCAGUAUUUGCCAAAGGAUGGUCAAGUGCCCGAUCUGAUGAGCCGGCCCGAGCUGCUUUUCACGCCGACACACUGCGUCGACCUUCAGAGCUUCGAGGGCUGUGUCCUCCACCAUCUGGAGCAGUGUGCCGAGAUCACGCCCGCCAACGUUGUCGAGACCAUCUUCCGCUUUGUGAAGAACGAGACCGACUGCAAGGCAUGGAUGGAUGCGCGUGCCAAUGAGCGUCCCAUACUCUUGGCCAGUGUCAACAACACACGGGACGGCGCCGGCACGCUGGUUACCACACUUGGUGGCACCUUGACCCUCACUCUGGCCGCCUACAUGCUGCGUAACUAAGCGUAUCAUACUCAUAAAUGCCUUAGCUUCGAUAAAAUGUUUAUAGUAUUUCUUACUGAUUAUUGAUUAAAUUUUUUUUUUUUGUGUUUUUUUUUUUUGUUAGUUUCGGUUUGCGAGAAUGAAAGUAGUGGCAACGUUUUCAUGUAUUGUUAAAGUAUUUGUAUUCAUGUGUAUGUUGUUGCCUUAUUUUUUUUUAUACUUAUGUGCGGUGAGUUGUAAUUUAAUGACUACUUUAUUUAUAGUUUACAAUAAAAACAUUACAAAAUCUUUCAA
This is a messenger RNA of Drosophila grimshawi, 1333 nucleotides long. Its product is annotated as 27 kDa hemolymph protein. The transcript has 2 exons. The record is from RefSeq and is a predicted model, not a curated record. NCBI's taxonomy places the organism in Eukaryota, Metazoa, Arthropoda, Insecta, Diptera, Drosophilidae. The coding region runs from base 122 to 1060 and encodes 312 amino acids.